AUGAAUAAUCAAAUAAGAAGCAAAAACAUUAAAACUCCAAAGCCUGGAAACAAUUUAUUUCUACCAAGUUUCCCCUCAAAAUCUCCGCAAAAUUUAAGCCAAGCCAAAAAAAACAAAAAAUUCAUCCAAAAUAAAAAAGCCAUAACUUUGACCCCAAUUGAUCAAAUAAAGACCCAGAUAUCAACAGCUAUACAUGGUAUCGAAAAGUCAAAAUUCAAUUUAGCUAGGCCAAAAUCACCUGCAAUAAAAGAUAUGAAUACUCUUUGCACAAUUCAAGCAAUCACUCCUCCACCAGUUAAACUGAAACUUGUCAAUUUGCACUUUAAAAAUUUAUCAAUGGAUUCUGCUACCCCUGAAGCAAGAAUAAUUUUUCCAUCGUUGAGAGGUUCGUCAAAGCAUGAUUCACAUGUUAGCAAUAGUUCUCCGUAUAUAUUAAAAUAGAGCGGAGAGCUAGCCUAGCCUCUUAAUAUCUGUAGCGGUGCGAUUUAGGGACCUUGUGGAAUGGAGUACGGUGUUCGGUGAUGUAACCGACUAGGUUUUAGGUGUUUUGGAGGAGCGCAAUUUCGGAUUAGGCUGACCGUGCAGGCUAAGGUUUUGCCUCUUGGAAAGCUGGAAAGGGAAAGCUCACCAGCAACUCUUGGCCAAUCAGAGCGUUUCCCUGUGCGAUGCCAGUGUUAUAUCCUGGGCUUUAAUUUACAUUUUCGUCCGCAGGUGGAAAGAAAAUUCGAUUUUUCGAAUUUUUGGAAGGUAAGCAGGUUUACACGCAGGAUGAUGACCUAUCGUUUAUGAUUGGCAAGUAUUGAGUGCAAGUCCUUAUCUGUCAGGAACAAUACAAUAAUGGCCAUGUUCGGGCUGAUAAGUAAGCAGUGAAGCUUUUAUAGAAGUGAGCAAUGCCUGAAAUAUAGCUGCAGGGGAUUUCUCUGAUAAUGCAAUUAGGUUUGAUUUUAAGCAAUAAUUCUCCAUUAGAUUUUAUGAAAAAGAGCCCAAUUUUAAGGAAUAGACUUACUUUACUAUUUAAGAAAAAUAACAGAAAGCUAGGAAAUGCAAAACAGGUAAUCAAAACCAAAAGAGGAUAUAAUGAGCUUAGAAGCUCAAGAAGCUUCACCAAUUUUCUUGAAGAAAAUUUGAAUGAAACUGAAGAUUCAUAUAAUAAUGACAGUUUUUUGGAAAAUUAUAAGACAAAUUUGGAGGAAAAUUUUCUCCAAUCAAGAUUCCAGAUGUAA
Messenger RNA from Blepharisma stoltei, 1223 nucleotides. NCBI's taxonomy places the organism in Eukaryota, Ciliophora, Heterotrichea, Heterotrichida, Blepharismidae. The record is from the annotation of a GenBank genome assembly.